Molecule: messenger RNA, 1766 nt
Organism: Myiozetetes cayanensis
Lineage: Eukaryota; Metazoa; Chordata; Aves; Passeriformes; Tyrannidae
Gene: MTRFR
Product: mitochondrial translation release factor in rescue
Exons: 3
Coding region: 59-535 (158 amino acids)
Biological process (GO): translational termination
Cellular component (GO): mitochondrion
Molecular function (GO): translation release factor activity
Source: RefSeq, a predicted model, not a curated record
CGCAUGCGCAGCGCGGGCGCGGCGGGGCCGGCGGAGGUUCCAUCCCGCAGAAGCCUGGAUGAACGUUGCAGCUUUCUCUCAUUUUCCGUUCCUCCUGAGGGAAUUCCCGGCAUGGACAGCGUGGGUUCUGAGGAAGCAGCAGCUCUCCCUGGCCAGCAUUCCCGUGCUCCAGGCAGCCAAGAACUCCCGGGAUCUCCUUGGACUCUCCGAGGCAGAACUGGAAGAGCAGUUUGUGAGAGGGGACGGCCCAGGGGGUCAGGCCACAAAUAAAACCAACAACUGUGUUGUCCUGAAGCACAUUCCAUCUGGGAUCGUGGUGAAGUGUCACCAGACAAGGUCACUGGAGAAGAACAGAAAGAUUGCCAGAGAAAUCCUGCAGGAAAAGGUUGAUCUCUUCUACAAAGGUGAAGAGAGUGAUGUUUAUAAAGAGAAAAAAGCAGCAGAGAAGAAGAAGCGGGAGAAAAAGAGGAGAGCAAAGGAAAACCUGGAAAGGAAAAAGCUUUUUAAAGAGAUGCAAGAGUUGGAUAAGAAAUAAACACGUGAAAUACUGAGCUGCCCUAGUGGGGUAAGGGAAGUGUUUGUCAUGACACCUCUCAGACUAACAGAUGAUCAGCUGUUCUGCCAAGUUCAGGAGACAAAAGAAUCCUUGGUAAAAAAGGGACUGUAAACUUUCCACCCUUGUUAAGGGAGGCCGAAAAAAAUUCAGUAGAUUUUCUUCUGCCCAGAAGGAAAUCCCACCUUGGGAUGCUUUGUAGGAGCUCCUGUAGGGGAGGAAAACAGCACUAAAGGUUCUCACUUCCCAUCCUUACUCAGGCAAUGCCUUCAGUGACAUAAAUCCUUUAUGAACCAGGGUUAGGUACUGCUUGUGCUGAUGGAAGAGACAGCAGUCACUGGCUGCCUCCUGCAGAUGUGUCAGCUGAACAAGUGCUCUGUCCUGCUCAGCUCUGAGGGAAGUUCCAACAGCAGCUUCACAGGGUGCAGGAAGGAGGGUCCCUCCUCAAGUGAGGGCUGAGCAGUCAUUUCUUCCAGUUUCAGAGGUAAAAUUAGGUCAUUACAGAUAAGGAACAACAUGUGUUGGAAGCUGCCUCCCAAGGCAACAGAGUCCAGCUCAUGCAAGCUGUGAAUUAAUUAAUUCUUCUUCAAGUUUGCCUCUUAACACUGUAUUUUGUUCAGGUAUCCAUAGGUCUGUAUGUGUUAGCCAUCCCAUUUUCCUUAGGAUUCAGGGGUUUUUUUGAUUUUAUAAUAGUGAAUUAGCCAUUUAUUAUGUUGAUGCUGUGCUGCAGUUAAAUUUGGGCAUGUUGGCAUCUUCAAAUGCAGUUGUGUUCCCUUUCUCACCUGCUCUGAAGUCACUACUGAGGUACAACUUGCUGGUUUUACCCUGUUAACAACUCCCACCUGCUUACCCAGAACUUCUCUCUCAUUUUGGGACAGCACCCUCAGCAGCUGCCACCAAGUUCUGGCUUUCACCAAAGACCCAAAGCCAGAGUGUGGAUUCUGAAGACAGCAGAGAUGGAGAAUUCCAGCUCCUUUUCCCAGAGACUUCAGUGUAUCCCAAGGGUGCCACGGAUGGAAACUCAGCAGCAAAGCAGCCCCUUCCCCUGCCCUUUCCUCAACUCCUGCCUGAAGGUUCAGUUUUUAUCUCCUUGACAGUUCUUGUUGGUGGAGCGUGAAUUGAUUAAAGUGACUGUCUGUAGUUUUAAUACAAACUGUUAAUGAAAAUAAGCUUUAUUACGUCAAGUAAUAAAUACAUACAAAGAUGCAAAUAA